AUGCUUACAAGACAAAGAUUGAAACAUUUGAUUCAACUCUUCAAUUCAAGCGGUCACUGUUGCAACAACUUCAAUUCUUCCUAUCUACUCUCCAACUCUUACAUUUCGUUUCAACGCCAACACAUUCAUCAACACUCCUCAAAUCCACCAAUGAUUUCGAAUUUAAAAGAUCCUUCCGCCAUUCUCUUCACAGAUCCAAUGAGUGGUAUUCCCCUUGUAUUCAAUCCUUGUUCAAACAAUGAAUCUACCAAUGACAUUAUCAAACAUAAUUUAAAGUUUUUCAGUGACAUGCAAGUGGAUGGUCUUUUUCAAGAAAUGUGUCAAGAAUGGUUAGAGGAAACAGAAGGAUUGGACAAGAAUUAUGAAAAAUUGAAAAACUUUUUGUCAAGCAUUGGAAUUGAACAACAAGUGAUUGAAAGGAACAUUCAAGAAUUACAAAAACGACAAGACAGACAACAAGAAUAUCAUCUCAAAGAGAAUGGUUCUAAUCAUCACUCUUUCAAUGACUUGUUUACUCAAUACAAGGCAUUUCCUUAUAUUCAAAUUGAAUGGAAUGAAUAA
Naegleria lovaniensis is the source of this 561-nucleotide messenger RNA. RefSeq lists its product as uncharacterized. Bases 1 to 561 code for a protein of 186 amino acids. Lineage: Eukaryota; Heterolobosea; Eutetramitea; Acrasida; Naegleriidae. The record is from RefSeq and is a predicted model, not a curated record. The transcript has a single exon.